Molecule: messenger RNA, 285 nt
Organism: Lachancea lanzarotensis
Lineage: Eukaryota; Fungi; Ascomycota; Saccharomycetes; Saccharomycetales; Saccharomycetaceae
Gene: SME1
Product: LALA0S06e05930g1_1
Exons: 1
Coding region: 1-285 (94 amino acids)
Biological process (GO): spliceosomal snRNP assembly; mRNA splicing, via spliceosome
Cellular component (GO): U4 snRNP; U1 snRNP; U4/U6 x U5 tri-snRNP complex
Molecular function (GO): RNA binding
Source: RefSeq, a predicted model, not a curated record
AUGUCAUCUAACCCGGGAAAACUAACGGUACCGCCUAUUAACUGCAUUUUCAACUUCCUCCAGCAACAGACAGUGGUCACUUUUUGGCUUUUCGAACAGGUUCAAACAAGGAUACGGGGAAAAAUAAGCGGAUUUGACGAGUUUAUGAACGUGGUGAUUGACGAUGCACUAGAGAUACCGAUAGACCCCAAAAGUGGGUCAGAAGUGUCUGAGAAGGCCGUUCAACUAGGGCGGAUACUUCUGAAAGGUGAUAACAUUACUCUCAUAACACCCGUUUCGGAUUAG